Messenger RNA from Lingula anatina, 6790 nucleotides. RefSeq lists its product as uncharacterized. Gene Ontology annotation, cellular component: ER to Golgi transport vesicle membrane; endoplasmic reticulum exit site. NCBI's taxonomy places the organism in Eukaryota, Metazoa, Brachiopoda, Lingulata, Lingulida, Lingulidae. The record is from RefSeq and is a predicted model, not a curated record. Gene Ontology annotation, biological process: Golgi organization.
AAACGAUUACCGAAAACACGUAGCAUCGACUUCGGCAUUAAAAUGGCCGACCUUACAGAUGGUUCCGUGACAGGGGCAUAUUCGGCUCUUUUUCACAAAGAAUAGGUGUUUGAGAAUAAAAGGAGACAUUGUUAACCCAAGGUACUAUCAAGAACACUUUGCAGCCUGUGCAGAUAGAAGAAAAUACAAUAUUGAGUAAAGUGUAAUAAGCCUACUUAGAGGUUUGUCCAAGAUGAGUCAAACACAGCCGUGGCAGGUACCUGGGUUUGAUCCCACUGCCAGUGGCAAGGUGCAGAUGUUCAACCCAGCCCAGUUUGACAGUAUUCAUCAACAGCCACCAUCACAACAACAACAACCUCAACAGCAGCAGCAACAACAACACAAUGAAAACAACCAACAACAACCACAAUACCCAGCCACAGAUGGGUUUCAACUCAACCCCAAUGCAGCGAGCUUUAACAGCACUGGUUUUUCCCCCAUGGACCCUGCAAACAUGGCAGCCCCAUAUAUUAUGAAUGGGGGCUAUGAUAACAACUGGGGACAGCAGAGCUGGGGUACAGACUCCUGGAAUCAGUGGAGCCAGCCACCGGGGCAGUAUGGCUGGAAUGGUGGGGAUGGCAGUGGCUAUGGGGGAACCCAGGGGGAUUGGCAGAAUCUCGAACCAGGGGACGAGUGGGCCACUCAGGGAAAUGACCAGUGGAAUACCCAGGGGAAUGAGGAAUGGAAUAGUAAUACCCAGGGGAAUGAAUGGAAUACCCAGGGGAAUGAGUGGAAUGCCCAUGGGAAUGAUGAAUGGAAUACCCAAGGAAAUGGUGGGUGGACACAGGAUCGGUCUCAGCAGGAUGGGGAACAACUGACCAACCACGUCCAGUCUGGUCAGUUUUACUCCAGUGACCAAGGGCAACAUGUAGAUGGACAUGUGUCACAGAACACAGGGCAGCAUGUUAAUCAGGAGGACACAGGGGAGCAGAAGGAACAACAGGAAGGUUACCAUAGCAACACUGAUUAUGAACAGUUUCCAAGUUUAAAUGUCGAUGGUAUUGAUCAGGUGCCUGAUCAUGACAAUUCGCAACCUGUGAAAGAUAAAGAGGAAAUACCUGUUACAUCAGAUGUUUCUGGUGGUGAUCCAUCUGUCAAAAAUCAGUACCUUGCACCAGGAGGACAGACUGGUUUGGUGAGGAAUUUAUCAAACAUAAGUGAUUCUAGUCUCGUGACAGUGAACUUCUCCCGUCAGAAUUCUGAGUAUGAUAGGGAUGAUAGAGAAAAGCUAAGGGAGCAAGUGGCCACUUUAUCCAUUCAGGAUACCCUAGGGGAGCACAGAGGUGAUCCUGCUGGUGCACAGGUCUUUAACCCUCAUGCUCACUUCAGUAACCCCGAUAUGCAAUCACACUCCCCCUUUGAUGACCUGGUUCAAGGGCAAGGUCAUCAGCAGGGUGAAGGUCAGGUCGGAGGUCAAAUGGAAGUGAAGGUUGCACCAGGUCACAGUACGGAGAGCUCUUUUAACAAGCCACUUUUUGUUGUGGGGGGUUCUGCUGACACCUCGGCUCACAACAGUGCCGCAGGGUCCCCUGCUCCUCCGGACGUUCACCCGGAACAGCAACAGCAGAAUGCUCAGGUACAUUCCCACCCUCAGCACAUCCAACAACAACCACCACCAGAGGGCAGUGGUGCACCAGUCCAAGACAGACCACCUUCAGACCACCAGCAGCAUGGAAGACCUCCAUCCUCUCAAUCUGUUCAUUCUAAUGCCAGUGCACAGAGUGGAGAUAGACUGCUCCACAGUCAUGGAGAGGCUGCCUCUAUUUCUACCACCACUGGUCAGAAUACAGAAACUGUGAACCCUGCCAAAGAUAAUGUACACAGUCCUGGGGUAGACCUUAGUAGCCCACUGCCCCCUCCUCCUCCUAUGGUGGGCAAAGGGGGAGAGAAUCCUUACAGGAAAAGCCCUAUGAAUGCACCAGUACCACCAGUGGAGACAACACAGUCGCAUCAACCCAGUGUUGGCAGUGGAGAUGGCGGCACCUCCCCUGAGGUCCAUAUGGAUAUAUUUGCCAGCACGAUUACACCAAGAAAGGAGAGCCCAUUCCAACCCCCGCUGAGGGCGCCCAAGAUCCUCCCGCACCCGGAGGCACAACAGCACACAGAUACCGCUGCUGGUAAGCCAGAGGUUUCUGAACAUUCCAAGUCUGGUCAUCCUGUGUCUGUGGCCCAGGCGGACCUCAGGAGCGCAGAUGCCCCUCCCCCUGGGAGUCCCCAGCGUAGGUUAUCAACACAGAGACUACGAGACCAUCACAACAUGUCUCCUGCGACAACUCUUUGGGAAAAUCCAGCUCCACUGUCUCUGGUUGCUAAUAAUAUACUUUUGGCUCCAGCAGCCUCAACUAUAAGUCCGAUGACAGUGGAUCGGACUCCAGUUAAACCAGCUGGGCCUGCAGGAGUGCAGCCAACUUUACCAGCUGAAAGUCAUUUGGGGAUAGUCCCUCAUCAAAAUGAUAAUUUCAGUGAUACCUCCUCUCUGAAGUCUGAAGACGUUGAGGUCAGUAAGAUUACAGCUGCCCCAGGGGGAGAAACUGCCAAACCGACCCCAGUUAGUAAACCAACGCCAAGUCAGCCAAAACAAAAUCCAGUCAAUACCCCCAGUGCCAACCAGCCUCUUCCUCCUUCUCAACCUCCUCCUCCUCCUCCUCAGCAACACGUGAAUCAAAACCUGAGCCAAAAGACAGAUGGCAUGUCCAUUUCAGGAAAAGAAAACGCCAAAGAUGAAAUCCAAGAGACGCCAAAACGUCCAGUAGAAGAUCGCCAGAGAGGCAGUCGAGAUCAGAGGUCCAGUGAAGAUACGGGUGGUGACCGGAGCAGGAGAGAUGACCGACCAGAUGAGAGGAACUAUAGAAGAGAUGACGACAGACUACAGACAGACGACAGAGACAGAGUUAGACCAGGAGAUAGAGACAGGGAGGAGGACAGGGAUCGUAGAAAAUCACGCUAUGACAGAUACGGUCGUCCAUACGAUGACUAUGACAGAGAUCGAGACAGGUACAGACCCUCUAGUCGCCAGGGUUAUGAUGAUGACAGAUCUAGGGGGGAAUAUGAUAGCUCGGCUGAUCCCAGUCCCAGGGGGAGUAGACCUGAAGAUCGUGACAGACCAAGAUCCAGAAAUGAUUAUGAUAGAGAUCGACCAAGAUACAGAGAUGAUUACGACAGAGACAGGCCUCGAUCAAGGACCGAUUACGACAGGGAUAGACCCCAAUCUAGGACUGACUAUGACAGAGAUAGGCCUCGAUCUAGGACUGAUUAUGAUAGAGAUCGACCACGAUCCAGGGCCGAUUAUGAUCGAGAUAGACCAAGUUCUAGAACUGAUUAUGAUAGAGAUCGCCCCAGGUCUAGAAAUGACUAUGACAGAGAUAGGGGAAGGUACCAACCUAGUUCAAGGAAUGACGAUGGGCGUAGGAGAGACAGGGAUUACUAUUCAGACAGAAGAGAUCCAUACUAUAGUGAUCCGAGAUAUAGUAAAGAAUAUUAUGACUACUACAAGAAGUACUAUGGCUAUGGCAGUGCUGAGGACUAUUACAAUAGCUAUUACUAUGGUCGACAGAGGGACUCCUAUAGCAAGGGGUAUGCAGAGGAGAUGAAGUUACAGGGACAGCAGCCAUAUGAUGACAGGUAUAGAGAUUACUAUGCCAGACAGUACAGUGGAAGCCAGCAGUAUGGAUACAACUAUGACUAUAGUGGACGUGGCAGUCAGCCUGGCUCCAGGAGUCAAACUCCAGGAAUGGAAGAUCCUUAUGCUGGUUACUAUAGCGACCCUCACAACCAAUCCUAUGCAGACUACUAUAACCAGUAUUACUAUGGUGAUACAUCAUACAGUCAGCAGUCACAGGCAGGAGCUGGCCAGGAGGGGCAGGCAUCUGAGUCUCUGGAACCCAAGGAACCUGCCCGCAUGACUCCCGUCAAGUUCUCCAUCCCCCACGUACGUGCCACCUUCAGUGCUUGUGGUCAUCUGGUCAAGGUGCUGCCCAACUGUCCAUCCAGUGGGGAGCCUGCCAUGGUCCACAUCAGCGAUUUGGAAUCUGUGAUACCCGAGUCUGACGAGGCAGAGGAAUUACGAAUAUUCCCUGGACCGUUGAUAAAGGGCCAGACCCAUAAGAAUGAUGUGAUAGCAUUCUGCAUGCACAAGGCCAAGGAGUGCAGGGAAAACGUGAACAUGAUAGACAGGGAGAGCGCAGAACUGCUCUGGAAGUUCUUAGUUCUGCUUAUCAAACAGAAUGGGACUGUGGUGGGCACAGAUGUUUCAGAACUUCUCCUAGAGGGCCACGAGCCAACGACGCGCGAGUACAACCGUAUGGGAAUGAAGAUAGUGUCUAGUGCAAUGGAGUUGGAUGCCUUGGAAGAGGAGACGGACAGUGUUCAGCAAGAUUCUGUUGCCACUGGCGACGACCUCAAUAACACGUCUGUGACGAGUGACAGGUCAUUUGUGAACAAACGAGGGUUGCUACGAGACGAGAGUGUUGAUAGGUUUAGACAUUUGUUGCUGUUUGGAAGAAAGAAGGAUGCCCUGGAAUGUGCAAUGAAAAAUCAACUGUGGGGCCAUGCUUUGUUCCUUGCCAGCAAGAUGGACAAUAGGACAUAUGCCAAUGUCAUGACAAGAUUUGCAAACAGUGCCAUGAAGAUGAAUGAUCCCCUCCAGACCAUGUAUCAGUUAUUGUCUGGUAGACAGCCAGCUGCUGUUACUUGUAUCUCAGAGGAAGGCUGGGGAGACUGGAGACCUCACUUAGCUAUGAUAUUGUCUAACACCACUCCAAAGCCUGAACUAGACAGGAAGAGUAUAUCAACAUUAGGGGACAGCUUAGCUUCUCGUGGCUAUCUCCAUGCUAGUCAUUUCUGCUACCUGAUGGCACAGGUGAAGUUUGGAACCUUUGAGAGGAAGACUUCCAAGAUUGUGCUGAUUGGAUCAAAUCACAAUCUGUCUCUUGAUGAGUUUGCUGUCAACCUGGCUAUCCAGUGUACAGAGAUCUAUGAGUAUGCCCAGUCCCUGGGGAGUCCAUACACUGCCAUACCUACCUUCCAGCCAUAUAAGUUCAUGUAUGCAUGCAGACUGGCCGAGCUUGGCUACUCUGAAGAGGCGUUGACGUACUGUGAGGUGAUCUCUAGUACAAUCCAGCAGGCACCUGGUGCAUACUCCCCUGUAUUGGUCAAACAGCUGUAUGAACUUGGCAGCCGAUUGAAGUACCACGACCCUCAGACCAUCCACUCAGCUGAUGGAGAGUUUGAUGAUCCUUACUGGCUCAAAGCUAUGCCAAAGAUCAUGCAGGCUUUCCAGGAUGGCAGUAUCCAGUACCUCAGUGGAGCUGACACCCCCGCAGGGUUCCUAUCCAGUGCUGGCAGUGAGGACGCCGAGGGGUUCAACCAGGACUCAUCUAUAACUCAUUAUCAGACCUCCUGGCAGCAACAGCAGCAGUCUAUGUACCAGGGGAUAGAUAACGUGGAUGCUCAGCAGCAGCUGCAGGGAUACGAUACCCAGCAGUAUCAAGGUUAUUACCAGCAGCCAGAGGAUGGUCAGCUUCAACAACAACAACAGCAGCAGGGGGACUACCAGUUCUACAACCCGCAGGCAGGGUUUCAGGGAUAUGAUAGCACACAUCAGAUACAAGAUGUCAAUCAGAGCCAAGACAGUCAUGAUCAGACGGGAGAGUUCAAGCCAUUUGGUGGCCACGACCUGAACUUAGCGGAAAGCUAUGGCUCAAACUAUACAACAACAACAGUGACAUCUACAGGAAGCACAGACGACCCUGAUUCGCCGUUCGCACAGAGUGCGGCAACGACGACAUUUGAUUACUAUGACAUGAAUACCGCACAGCAGGCAGCAGAUCAAGUUGUAGAAAAUGCCGCACAAGCCACACGGACACGCACAGUAAGCGGCAGCAGCACGGGUUCAGUGAUAUUCAGGCCCCAUAAUAAUGUCAGCAACCUUGGGAACGCGACGUCGCAACGAGUGCGUACCACGAGCACCAAUAGUAAUGCCAGCACUAUCCGCAGAUCUAGUUUUCAGCAGCAGCCAGUUCGGCAAGAGUCAGCUGAAGAAAAGCCAGCAGCACCACCUCCAAUGAAGGAAGAAAAGAAGAAAGAUACUGGAGCCAAAAAGGGGGGCUGGUUAAGUGGAAUUUUCAGAUGGCCUAAGGGAAAAAAUGAGAUGAAAUUGCCGGAUGAUAGUAACCCUUCUAUUGUGUGGGACCCAGUCAAAAACCGCUGGGUGAACACGGAUGGAGAAGAGGAGGAGACGACUGCGGCACCACCGCCAAAGGAUACUGACCUUAUGGGUGGUGCCAAGCCUGCUCCAGCUAUGGCUCCACCAGGGGGCAGCACAGGUGCAGGUACAGACAUGACAGCCCCACCCCCACCUGCUGGGAACAAGUUCUCACGGCCAAAAGCUAGAGGUGCCAGGAACCAGUAUGUUGAUGUAAUGAAUCCGACCAGUGCCUCUGCUGCUGGACCCCCUCCAAAUCUACUGCCCAUGAUGCCAGCACCAUCUGCCCUGCCUGCCAACCUCUUUAUACCUCCUCCAGCUCCAGAAGGCAGUGAUGCACAGGCUGAAGGUGUUGAUCAACAACAGCAAAACACUGAUCAACAGCAGCAUCAACAACAGGACCAACAACAACAACAACAGUUUCAGGAUCCAUACCAACAACAGCAGCAGCAACAGCCACCUCAGUCACAAUUCUACAACCCUGGUCAGUUUGCCCAGCAGCAAAUACAGGAUCAGGACCAGGUAUGUUCUGUUUUCUGUGUCACAUAG